Messenger RNA from Penicillium bovifimosum, 903 nucleotides. Its product is annotated as phosphotransferase family protein. The transcript has a single exon. Bases 1 to 903 code for a protein of 300 amino acids. The record is from RefSeq and is a predicted model, not a curated record. Lineage: Eukaryota; Fungi; Ascomycota; Eurotiomycetes; Eurotiales; Aspergillaceae.
AUGGCAUCAUCGGAAGUACCUUGCCCCGCUUGCAAAUGGACCCCGGACCAACAAAGGCGCUGCUCCUAUGAAAGUAACGUGCGUCUCUUUUACGGAGCCGGCGAUCGGGGCUACUGGGCCCUCGGCUCCAAGUUUAUCUUCAAGGACCGUGGAAUUGAUCCCCCUAGCUAUGAAGUCAUGAACACUCGCUUCCUGGCCGAAAAGACCACAAUCCCCGUCCCGAUUACGGUGCAGGAGUGGACGGAGGGCAAGCGGUACUUCCAGAUCGUCGAGCGGGUGCCUGGGGUCCCGUUAGACGAGAUCUGGUCGUCUAUCCCGCAACCCGACCGAGAAAGACUCGCCAGUCAGACUGCGGGGUACCUGAACCAGCUCCGCAAUUUCCACUCUCCUAAAAUGCAGAGUCUCCACGGUCAACCACUUCAUUGUGCCCAUCUAUUUUUGGGUGACGACUAUGGGGUUCCCCAUGGGCCGCUGAGCACGGCUGAGGAGCUGUGGGAUGAAUUGGCGAAGGCUUUGGAGAAUGACAAGAUCCCGGAUGCCGUGAGAUCGCGGUUCCGUGAGACGAUGCCUUCACCUCUUCCCUGGACAUUUACGCACGGAGACUUGACUGACUGCAACAUUAUCGUGGACCCGGUAACAUUUGAGUUGAGGUCUGUGAUUGACUGGGAGAGCUCGGGGUAUUUCCCUGUCUGGUGGGAAUUCGCUUGGGCUUCUGUCGGACUCAGUACGGAAGACAAGGAGUGGAAGGACCUACUCAGGGGAAACAUGGCCAAUCAGGAGGAGGGUCGCCAAUGGUACCUGAACUAUAAGUCUUUUACGACGAACCAGCCUUGGGCGCUGGAGAGGCGAGUAAGGUUCUUAAAGGAGUGUGGCGUUGAGGGAGAUAUAGAUAUUUCAAAGUAG